Nannizzia gypsea CBS 118893 is the source of this 351-nucleotide messenger RNA. RefSeq lists its product as hypothetical. Lineage: Eukaryota; Fungi; Ascomycota; Eurotiomycetes; Onygenales; Arthrodermataceae. The transcript is spliced from 2 exons. The record is from RefSeq and is a predicted model, not a curated record. Bases 1 to 351 code for a protein of 116 amino acids.
AUGCCUAUUGUCAAUGUGAUUAUGUCUCGGAGGAAGAAAUACUAUGCGUACGAUGAAGAAGCCUUUCACUAUUAUAACGGCUACACCCAAACUGAUGAUCCGUCAUCUGUCAUCUGGAUCGUCAAGCCGUAUUUCCAGAAUUGCAAAAUUUUCCUGCUUAAGGGUGCUUUCCGCCUGCUCAGUGAUGAGAGGUUAAUAUCAGAACCCGGCCGCGCAUACCGUGUGAAAGACGAGGACCGCAUCGGCCUUUGCGGAAGCACGGCUGCAGUAGUAGUCAUAGAAGAAGAUGACCCAGGAACCAGCCGUCUUCCCAAUAUGACAGUAGGCCAUUCGCAGUGCCUCAUUUCAUAG